Molecule: messenger RNA, 527 nt
Organism: Mesocestoides corti
Lineage: Eukaryota; Metazoa; Platyhelminthes; Cestoda; Cyclophyllidea; Mesocestoididae
Source: the annotation of a GenBank genome assembly
CCGUAGCCCACAAUGGCCCCGCGUGGAACGUCGAGCACACCCCCGACGGACUGCACCUCCUUUCGUGGGGCGGCACUGGUCUCCAGAGUGCCGCAACCCUCCGCAUGUGGGCGCUGGAUGCGUCUGGAGGGAAGCCGUGCGCUAGCAGCGCCGCCCAGCCUCGACCAAUCAACUUCGGCUCGCAGCCCAGCGCGCGCGGGAGGCCCUCGUCCGACGGCCCACCUCCUCUGGCAGUCCGAAUGGCAGUCGGACGCGGCGCCAUGCGCCUCCACGCCUGGGGCGCCGAAGGAGCUCUUGUCUUCGUCCCGGUCGGUGAGAGCCUCAUGGUGGCGGUGGCGGACAGCGUCAAGGCCUGUGGCGACAGCCGGCAUCUGCAAAGGCUCCUGAAACGCCAUUUCUCGAAGAUACGCGCCUGCGCCUGGAAUCCGAUCCGACAGGAACUCUACACGGCUGGAAUGGACAGCAAUCUCAACACCUGGCCCCUCUUCCCAAACCAGGCUGCUGAUAAUAUUUCUGUAGAAAUAUAA